Molecule: messenger RNA, 1524 nt
Organism: Orbilia oligospora ATCC 24927
Lineage: Eukaryota; Fungi; Ascomycota; Orbiliomycetes; Orbiliales; Orbiliaceae
Exons: 1
Coding region: 1-1524 (507 amino acids)
Molecular function (GO): oxidoreductase activity; FAD binding
Source: RefSeq, a predicted model, not a curated record
AUGGUUCGCAUUUCAAUUCUGCUUGGCCUUGUGCCUCUUCUGGCUUCGGCCUCACCUGUCCCGGGGGAUGACUUCGAUCUAUCUCCGAGAGCGACUUUUGUCGACUGUUUAUCUGGUAAAAAUGUCCCGGUGGUCCUACAGUCCUCGGCAAACUUCGGCCAACUAGCUUCGGCCUAUAAUCUCCGCCUAAGGCCCAGACCGAUCGUCGUAACCAUCCCAGCAACAACUACACAUGUCUCGGACACCGUAAAAUGCGCUAAACAGUACCGCUUGAAGGUUAGCGCCAGGGGUGGUGGACAUUCCUACUCAGCUCAGGGACUCGGUGGCGCCGAUGGAAGCGUGGUUAUUGACCUUCAGAAUUUCCAUGAUGUUAAAUAUGAUUCUACGACAACAUUGGCUGAAGUUGGUGGCGGCGCUAGGCUUGGAAACAUUGCACGAAAACUUUAUGAUCAAGGACGACGUGGUAUUCCACAUGGAACAUGCCCUGCUGUUGGUAUGGGACAUCCAAGUCUUGGUGGCUUUGGCAUUUCCAGCCGUAAUUGGGGUCUCAUGGUCGAUCAGAUAGUGCAAGUUCAGGUUGUGACUGCGGAUGGUUCCCUGAAGAUCGCAAAGAAAAACUACAACGGCGAUCUUUUCUGGGCUUUGAAGGGUGCUGCACCAAGCUUUGGUAUCGUUACUAGAUUCUGGUUCAAGACAUACGCUGUUCCAGAGAACAUUGUCAACUACUCCUACAGAUUCCAGCCAGGAUCUGUAAGCUCAGCGGUCGAUUCAUUCAUGAAGAUCCAAGAAUUUGCCAAAAAGGCACCUAAAGAACUCGGUCUCGGUGUCUCUCUUUGGGGAAGCGGCGUCAACUUCGAGCUUUCGGGAGCAUACUACGGCAAGUCUAUUGAUGAUUUCAACCGCCUUUUCAAACCCCUCCUUAGCUCGUUACCAGCACCCACAAGCUCCACACUUGACUCAAGAGGUUGGAUUGAUACCCUCCUCCGUUUCGCCGGUAGCGGAUCCCUUAGCGUCCCUGAGACUGGUUACAAUGAACACACCACCUUCUACGCCAAAUCUCUUGUCACCUCCAGCAGAGCCCCCAUCGAACGUAAGGGUAUGGAGAAUUUCUUCAAUUAUGCCGCUCGCGAAGGUCCAAAUGCCGCAAACCAAGGACUUCCCUGGUUCGUUAUCAUAAACCUCUACGGAGGGGGUAACAGUGCCAUCACCAACCCGGAUCUUCUAAAAGAAAGCAGCUACGGUCAUCGUGAUACUCUCUGGAACUUCCAAUUCUAUACUACUCUAAAUGGUGGUCUUACGCCACAGGGAAAUACCGCUGCCAUUAAUUUCUUGACCGGUUUUGAUGGUGUCGUCAGAAGAUCAGGCGACUUUUCCUAUGUCAACUACGCCGAUCCUACAUACUCUAGGUGGUGGGCGCAGAAGUUGUACUAUGGGAAGCAAUUGACUCAGCUUUCUUUGGUAAAGAAGAAGUGGGAUAGGGAUCAGGUCUUCUGGUACCCCCAAAGCAUUGAUCCUGCUAAAUAG